This is a messenger RNA of Frankliniella occidentalis (western flower thrips), 792 nucleotides long. RefSeq names its product 39S ribosomal protein L13, mitochondrial (gene mRpL13). The coding region runs from base 142 to 762 and encodes 206 amino acids. Gene Ontology annotation, molecular function: structural constituent of ribosome; mRNA binding. The transcript is spliced from 4 exons. Lineage: Eukaryota; Metazoa; Arthropoda; Insecta; Thysanoptera; Thripidae. Gene Ontology annotation, cellular component: ribosome; mitochondrial large ribosomal subunit. Gene Ontology annotation, biological process: negative regulation of translation; translation. The record is from RefSeq and is a predicted model, not a curated record.
AGUGAAAAACUAAAUUUUUCAUACAUGAGUGGGUGGUAGGUUGAUGUUCUCUAUCCUCAUGUGUAUUGAGAACAACUUUUUGAUUUGUACAGACAAGUAGUGGUUAAUAUUUCAUUUUUACUGAAGUAUCACACCACUAUUAUGUCAUCAUUUAGGCGAGCCCAGCAAUGGGCUACAUUUGCAAGAUCUUGGCAUCUGUAUGACAUGAAAUGGCAAAAUCCGUAUGAAUCUGCUUAUGUCAUCAAAAAGUAUUUAUCAGGCCUAUGGAAACCUAUAUAUCAUCCCUUGAACAAUUGUGGAGAUCACGUUGUGGUUAUUAAUUCUAAAGAGGUAGCACUUCCUGGAGAUGAUUGGUAUCGCAGAGCUUAUUUUCACCAUCGUCGGUAUGCAGGAUCCAAAAGUUGGACCCUUGCGUGGGAAUUGCAUGAAGCAGAUAACACACUGAUUGUGAAGAAAGCAGUUUAUUUUGCUCUGGAAAAGGGUCUCUUUCGUGGAAAUCAAAUGACAAGACUUCACAUUUUUCCCGAUGCAAAUAUUCCACCAGAAAUUGCUGGCAACAUUACAAACCAGAUAAGACCAUUGAGGCCGGUGCCAAGCAAGUUGGAGGAGGUUCCUGAUGAAGUUGCUAGUCAGUGUCCUCAACUGUUUGAUCUCCCAGCAGACUUUGUCGAGGGCUCUGACUUGUGGGGUAAACCUGACCCAGAGAGGAAAGCUCAACCAAUUAGAACUCCCUACAAACCUAAAGGACAAGAACCAUGGUGAUUUUUGAAUAAUAAAUUAAGUCUCAUUUCA